AUGCCCUCCAGAAACAGCCGCCGUGGCAUCCACCCACCCGUUUCCCCCGUCCAACCCCCUUCGUCAGUCUACUCACAACAGUCCCAGCCAUCAAUCCCCGUCUCGCUGCCCUCAUCCGCCUCAGGCAAAAAUGCAGGCGCAGGCACAUAUGCCCAGUGCCCAUCCAUGAUCGGCCCGUCCCGGCCCCGCCCCUCUUCCUCCGCCUUCUUCCACGGCAUGGCAGUAUCCCCGGCUCCAGGUUACGGUGGGCUGGGUGGUUACGACGGGACAUACGACCACCACCUCCCUCCCUCCCCAGCCCCGUCUCAAAUGCCCUUUCCCAUCCAACAACCCCGCGGCUUCUUUCCCAAUGCCACCAACGGCGCCGCCGCUGCUAUUGACCACGAUAACAACAACAACAACGGCAACAACAACAACCUACGCACCAAGACAGAGGCUGACAAACCCAAGUCCAAGGCAAGUAUUACCUUCAAGACCAAGACCAAGACCAAGAGCAUUACCGGUACAAAGAACCAGGUCCUCAAAGUCAACCCCUCCACCCUCUCCACCAACGCAAAGGUAGGUAUCUUCUUGAUGGGCACGACGCCCAAGAAACUGGAGAAGGCCGCGCUGGCGCUGCAGGUGAGGAGGAGGUGGGAGAGGGCGGAGAAGAAGAGGGCUCGGAGGGAGCGGAAGCGUGGUGCCGGUGCGGGUGAUGGCCGUAGUGGGCAUGAGGAGGGGCAGGAGGCUGAUGGGGGUUAUGGUGAUGAUGAAUGGGAGGUGGAGGAGGGUGGGGAGUGGCAAGGGAAGGAGGAGUGGUGA
Parathielavia appendiculata is the source of this 801-nucleotide messenger RNA. RefSeq lists its product as uncharacterized. NCBI's taxonomy places the organism in Eukaryota, Fungi, Ascomycota, Sordariomycetes, Sordariales, Chaetomiaceae. The record is from RefSeq and is a predicted model, not a curated record. The transcript has a single exon. Bases 1 to 801 code for a protein of 266 amino acids.